ACAAGCGUACUACGCGUGAAGUAAGUGGUCACCGCCCAUGCAUGUGGAUUUAAAGUUUAUAAGUCACAUUGUUAAAGUAUUUGAGGUUAAACAUAAAUUCUUGUAAUUGGAGAAUGUAGGUAUUGAACUAUUACAUUGCUGCGAAGAAACUCAUAUUCUGAAUUCUCAACACUUGACUCUCACAGCAUUAGCUUUGUGUUGUUAGCAUGCCAACAAAACUACAACUUGUGGGGUUAUCUGCGUGAAGCGGAUCCACAGGAGGAUCUUCAAGCCGCCGGGCAAUCAUGAGCGGCUCCAAACCGGACAUCCUGUGGUCCCCGCACCACCCGGACCGCUACGUCAUCUGCGAUUCGGAGCUUGGCCUGUACCGCAUCGGUCCGGCGGGCGGCGCUGAGCUCAAGGCCGGCACGCUGCCCCUCUCCGGGGAGACGGCCGCCACUUUGCUAGCCAUCAACUCGGACACGCCCUACAUGAAAUGCGUGGCUUGGUACCCCAAGCAGGAGCCCGAGUGCCUGCUGGCCGUGGGCCAGGCCAACGGCCGGGUGGUGCUUACCAGUCUGGGUCAGAGCCACAACUCUGCGUGCAAGGAGCUAGUGGGCAAAGAGUUCGUGCCCAAGCAUGCCCGACAGUGCAACACACUGGCCUGGAACCCGGUGGACAGUAACCUGCUGGCGGCCGGCCUGGACAAACACCGCGCCGACUUCUCUGUGCUCAUUUGGGACAUCAGCAGCAAGUUCUCCCCGGAGGCCGGCGCAUCCACCGAGAAGAUCCGACUUUCCUCCUCGGACAUGGAUCCGAGCUCGGUGGUGACCAAGCCGCUGUACGACCUGGGGCAGAAUGACGCUUGUCUGUCCCUCUGCUGGCUUCUCCGGGACCCCAAGCUCCUCUUAGCUGGGAUGCAUCGCAACUUGGCCGUUUUUGACCUGAGGAACACCAGCCAGAAGACCUUCGUCAACACCAAAGCGAUCCAGGGGGUGACUGUAGACCCUCAUUUUCCUGAUCGUGUGGCCUCCUUCUUCGAGGGCCAGGUAGCCAUCUGGGAUCUGAGGAAGUUCGAGAAGCCUGUGCUCACCCUCACUGAACAGCCCAAACCUCUAACCAAGGUGGCGUGGUGCCCAACCCGCACGGGCCUGCUGGCCACGCUGACCCGCGACAGCAACAUCAUCCGCCUGUACGACAUGCAGCACACGCCCACGCCCAUCGGCGACGAGACGGAACCCACCAUCAUCGAGCGCAGCGUGCAGCCCUGCGACGGCCUGAUCGGCACCUUCGCCUGGCACCCGUCCCGGCAGAACCGCAUGGUGGUGGUGUCGGCCACUAACCGCGCCAUGACCGACUUUACUGUCUUCGAGCGUAUCUCGCUGGCGUGGAGCUCCACCGCCUCGCUCAUGUGGGCGUGCGGGCGACACCUGUACGAAUGUGCCGAAGACGGGCCCGACGGAGCACAGGGCGUUCUGGAGAAGGACAUCGCCACUAAGAUGAGGCAGAGGGCGCUGUCCCGGUACGGCCACGAAACGGUCCAGGUGUGGCGCAACCACCUGUUGGCGGGGGGAAACGAUUCCCAGCUCAAGUCCUUGUGGUUUGACCUCUCCUAUAUGAAGCAAUGCGCCGAGGACCCGGAGCUAAAACUACAGGGAAAUAAGCAGGCCGUCGUCUACUCUGGUAUCAAGAAUAUCGUCAAGACCAGUUCAGGCACGACGGAGAGUCGCAAGUGCUGGAGCGGCUCGGAGCGGCAGACAGAGGCCACGCGCUACCACAGCGAGGAGCGUGGCCUGGCCCUGCGUCUUUGCGGCUGGACGGGCCGGACGGCUGACGCCGACGUGGAGCCAUUCUUGCGAUCGCUGGAGUUGGAGCGCGAGUGGGAGAGAGCCGCCGCAGUUGCGCUCUUCAACCUGGACAUCCGCAGGGCCAUACAGAUCCUUAACAGGGGAGCCAUGGCUGACAAGGGUGACCUGAACCUGAACGUGGUUGCCAUGGCGCUGUCGGGAUACACGGACGAGAAGGCCUCACUGUGGCGGGAGAUGUGCAGCUCACUCCGGCUGCAGCUCAACAACCCCUACCUGUGCGUCAUGUUCGCCUUCCUCACCAGUGAGCCGGGAUGCUACGAUGGCGUGCUGUAUGAAAGCAGUGUGGCUGUAUGUGACCGAGUCGCCUUUGCCUCCAUGUUCCUCAAUGACACCCAGCUCCCUCACUACGUGGACAAGCUAACCGGUGAAAUGAAGGAGGCCGGCAACCUUGAAGGAAUUCUGCUAACAGGCCUGACCAAGGACGGCGUGGACCUUAUGGAAAGCUACGUGGACCGGACCGGAGACGUGCAGACGGCCAGCUUCUGCAUGCUAAAAGGUUCCUCAGGUGAGGUGCUAAAGGAUCCCAGAGUCCAGUGCUGGAUCGAGAACUAUCGCAACCUGCUAGACGCGUGGAGGUUCUGGCACAAGAGGGCUGAGUUUGACAUCCAUCGAGGCAAACUGGACCCCAGCUCCAAACCACUGGCGCAGGUGUUCGUCAGCUGCAACUUCUGCGGCAAGUCCAUCUCGUACAGCUGCGCCGCCAUGCCGCACCAGGGCCGCGGCUUCAGCCAGUACGGCGUCAGUGGAUCUCCCACCAAGUCCAAAGUGACCAGCUGCCCUGGUUGCCGCAAGCCGCUACCGCGUUGUGCCCUGUGCCUCAUGAACAUGGGCACGCCCGUCUCCAGCUGCGCCGGUACGGGGAAAUCCGACGACAAGGUGGACCUGACGAGAGAGAACAAACUGGCUCAGUUCAACAAUUGGUUCACUUGGUGUCACAACUGUCGCCACGGUGGCCACGCUGGACACAUGCUUAGCUGGUUCAGAGACCACACAGAGUGCCCCGUGUCGGCGUGCACAUGUAAAUGCAUGCAGCUGGACACCACGGGCAACCUGGCGCCCUCGGACAGUGGCUAAAAAAACACGUCGGACCCGUCUGAACCCACGUCCACCCCUUAAAAGGGAAACUCUCAGGAGAAUCAACAAAAGGCUGAAACGGGCCUGCAGCAGUCUAACCUGAAUCAGGCUCAAGUAAAGAACUUGAAAAAUGUCAUCGUAGGUGCCAAACAUGUUUCUUUGUCGUCAAAUGUUCUAUUUAAUCAAAUGAUCUUCAUACCUCAUGAGAGCGACGUUAGGACGGCAUGGAAGGGAGCGGAAGCAACUUUGGACAAGUUGCGGCAACCCUUUAACUCAUUGACGGCGUCAGACGUCAUUGGUAUCCAAUGAGUUAAGGUUAACGGGCUAAAAAUGCCAUAUGUUACAAUGAAAGUUUUUAAUUGCGAAUUGUGAUAUUUUGAAGUGAAAUUACAAUAUUUGAUCACAAAAGUAUAUGUCACACGAUGAUAAUUGUAUGUUUUGUCACAAAAAUGCUAUUUGCUCAAGAAGAGUCUGUGUUAGUUCGCAGAAAACAUUUUCAACCAUGAAAUUAUGUAGCGUCACCAGAAAAAAAAAAAAUAUUGCGAGAUGUAGUUCUACCACUAGAAAGCAAGAUUUGUUUGAGAAAUGCUGUUUGAAAACUAUUUGUGCAAGAAAAGACUGUUAUACGUCAAUGAAAUCCUUAUUUUGGCUUAUAUUUUGCCACGGAAAUUAUACACUUUCAUAUAAACUGGUUGUGAGAUGUGGUAUUUUGCCUUUCAUGUUUGAAUUAUGAUUUUUAUUUCUGGCCGCCAUUUACUGCAGUCGAUGUCCAAUUCAUUUUAAUUCAAUAGCACUGAAACGUGAGCAAUCACAAACAGCCAUUGACGGUACUUUAAGUCCAAUCCAUUUGAAAUGGGAGGGUUGACGUCAUACAAACUAAAGUUCGACGUCAAAUGGAUUGGACGUCGACUAGUGAUAAAAUUGAAAUUCACUGCAGAAGGAUGAUUGGACGCCACACGAUUAGAUGUCUAAUAUCAUCUUGGGAAGUGGUGUUCGUUGCUGGCGGCCAUCUUGGGUAGGGCAACCACCGUUUGGAAACGAGAUCUCGAAAAGUACUUAAUGCACGGCAUCAGCAUGUUAUUUCUUAGUACUCCUGAUACCGAUCCUGUUAUUUUAGUGUCGUAAUAGUGCAGCACGAAUUAGAACACCAUGUUUCAUCACAAAAAGCUGGGCGCUAGAAACCUUGUUUUGCUCCUAAAACACUGGAGUUUAGAGGUGCAACAAUUAAUCAAUUAAUCGAAAACUAAUCGAUUAGCAAAUUGAUCGACAACUAUUUUGAUAACGGAUUAAUUGUUUGGGACCUUCUUCACCUUAAACCUGUUUAAAUUCUUGAAAUUAUAACAUCCACUCAACUUCUCAGUUGUAAAUAUCGGAUUUUUUCAUUAUAUUUUUGUUAAGAUAUGAACAAAAAUCUACUUUUACUUUGGAAAACAAUUCACUUUUUUGCCAGUUUUUGGACAUUUUACUGUCUAAACUAGCUUCUUAAUAAGGCUGCAUCAACUAAUCAAUUAAAUCUAUUAAUAAAUUAGCAAACAUGCUGAAAGCAACUUCAAUGUAAAUUGGCGUUUAAUUCAUUGUCCGAUUAAUCAAUCAUGAAAAUAAUCGUUAGUUGCAGGCAUGUGCCGGUAUGAUAUUCUGACGGUAUGAUAACCUUAAGCUAAAAUAUCGCGGUUUCACAGUAUCAGGGUAUUGCAAUUACAACUCUAAAAUGUGUUAUUUUGAGAUAUUUGGGUUUAAAAAAAACAUUGAGCAGGAUUGUUAUUUUUCAAAACUUGAGUAAAUUGGAACAUAAAUAUAAUGUUAACGUUUAAUAAAUAAAUUUAAAAAACUACUAAAUAUUCUACAUAAAAUUAAAAUGUAGUCCUUGAGGUGAGCCUAAACCCACAGCCACAGCUCAACAUUUAUUACCAUCAGAACAAAAAUAAUUGAGUUAUUUUCAGUAAAAAAGCAUGUGUGUAUGACUUGUAUGUUGUUUAUAUUAUACACACUAUCUUUAGCAACACAGACAGUUGCCACAGAGGAAAAAAACACCAUGUUUUAGCACCGCUAGACACACUAAACACGCUGGAGUUAACUCGUAGCUGGUGGGAAACAUUCAUGACAGUGUUUACUAACCUUUAGUUUUGUAUAUAAAUGUGAAAUCAUGUUGGAGGUAUUUCCUCCUUGGCAGCUACCCUCCGCAAACAUGUUUUACAUGUCCGUUGGCCCUCCUCUAAGCCCAGGCCGUCUGUAACUCUUCUGUAAUCGAAGUAUUCCCAUACCAGCGUUUUCGUUUUCUUCAAUGGGGAGAAAAAGUUCAGGAGUUUCACCUCCUCCAGCCAUGGUGUAGCACAGCUGAUUCACUGACACUGAGCAACAACCGGUGUGGGCGGGUUGAGCCUUACAGCUCCGAGCGAAGGAUUUCUCCAUGCAUUUUUGGGACAUAAAACAUAGCUAAUUCCUUCAGGACGGUAUGACGGAAUUUUUUGGGCGGUUUUGAAACCUUGACGCUUUCAUAUCAAGGUAUACCUUGAAGCAGGUAAUCGGCACAUGUCUAGUUGCAGCCCUACUAGAGUUGUCCAUUAAUGACUUAAUAACCGAUAACCGAGAUCCCGAUAUUGUCUAACUCCAAAAAUAUGAUCCCGAUAUCAAACCGAUACUGAUAUAUGUGGUCGAAUUGAAUUGUGAUGCCCUACUGGAUGCUCUAAUAAUGAUCAUUCUCUCGUAAAAAAAAAUCCCGAGCAUCUUAGUUUGGAGACAUCUAAUGAUCAAUAAGCAUAACUGCUAUGCUAAGCUGUGACCAGCCCUUGUACAAAGGCAAAAGCCAGAAGGCUUCUACAUUCACUUUGAAGGCAACAUGCAUAUCGGCCCAAAACUGAUAUUGAAAAACCAAUGUUGAUAUUGUCCAAUAUCAUUUUAAUGCUUUUAUCGGCAAAAAAAAUACAAAAAAGCUUUUUUAUAAAAUACCAGACAACUCUAUAAAACAAAUUUUUUUGUCUGUUGCCGUUAAUGACAGCCAAAGUGUUAUGCAAUAGAUAAGAAGCAAGUAAUUAUCACAUGCAUAUAUUCUUUAUCCUCUCCAACAAAUAACUCAUUUACAUGUGUUUUCUGGCAAAUUAGUUACCAAAUUGGCCCGAAUAUAAGACGGCCCUGAUUAUAAGACGACCCCCUCUUUUUCAAGACUCAAGUUUGAAAAAAGACUUUUUGAACACUAAAGUAAUUUUUAUACAGAAAAUAAUUACAGUACACCCGAAACAAAUGAUUAUAACAAUAUAUUUGAGAGAAAAAGUGUGUUAUUUUGCCUCAUUCAAAUCUUAAUAGCUGAACAUUUAAAUAUGUAAACUAAAGUGCAAUCACAUUCGUAAAUGAAUGGCUUCUGGUUUUUGAAAUGUAAAUAAAGCAGUCUAUUGUGAUAAAACAACAAAAUUGGAAUAACUGCAUUAACCAUGAAAGUGAAGUCUAACUGUAACUGUAGUCUUGAAACAAAUCUGAAUGAGGAUAAACAUUGCAAUAAAAUAAUGCAAACUGGUUAAACUUGAGAGUAGCUGAGAUCUGUCAUGACAGAACAUCGCUUCAAUGAUAUCUAGCGUCGUGAAUGGGGAGAGUAGCUGAGAUCUGUCAUGACAGAACAUCGCUUCAAUGAUAUCUGGCGCCAUCUAGCGUCGUGAAUGGGUAUAAUGUCUAGACCGCGAAUAUGGUAAAUGGUGUUAUACUUAUAUAGCGCUUUUUCAAGGAACACGACCCCUCUUUUUCAGUGUUAUUUCAAUGCAAAAUACACCGUCUUAUAUUCGGGCCAAUACGGUAAUGCUUGUCGUGAAAUGUAACAUUUUUGUUUUCAAUCAAAACGCUAUAUUUAAUCACAAAAUGCCAGUCGAAUAUUCAUAUUAACACAUUGUUUCAAAAAACUUGAACUACAUUUCAUCAAUCUGCUUUUAUUUGCCGUUUUGUUUGGAAAUUAUGAAAUGGGAGCAUUGUCGGCAGUGAAAGACUGCAGCGCAGGUGAAGCGAACUUCUUUGGGCAUUUUGAACAUUUUCAAGGGAGUCUUGUGGUGUGCUGGGGGGGGCUUAGGUUUAGGGAGUUCGCCCGUAUUGAGCGACCCACUUCAGGCUCACGCUCCAAUGAAAAGAAUCUCUCCGAGAACAGCAGCUGCUCGGCACUCGGACAAGAAGAUUGCGCCCCCGCCAACUCCCCCUGCCUCUUAAUACAGAAGCUCAGCUGCCCAUUGAGGAAAAAACACAACCCUACACCCUCGCUUUCUUUCACGGUACCCACAUUGCCCCCUCAAAACUAUGCAUCAUCAGCCCGAGGACGGGCGCCGUCUGCUCGGGCAUUGUAGGUUUUUUCUUUUUUAUUUAUCCCCUUCCCAUUUUCUUUCUUUGCCACCAAGCCCGAGCAGGCCAGAACUGGAUAAAUCACUUUAGUCAUGGCCAUGAGGUUUUAUAUGCCCGCGUGGCCUUUUUCAGAGCUGUUUAGACGGGGUAAGGGCUGACAAAUUGUGGGGUCACUGUAGAAUGGUGAUUGGAAUGUCAUAACCUGUAUUUUUAGGCUUUGUUUUUUAAUUUUAAUGAAUUCAGACAUGUCUGACUUAGGGGUGGGAACCUCUGUGUACCUCACAAUAUGAUUUACUAUAAUAUUCAAUGACAUUCUACGAUGCAACUAUCAAAGAUAAAUUUCUAAAUGGAAAAUGUUUUUUGCACUGUCGCGGACACUCUGUCAAAUACUUUUGUCUUCUUCACAAACAAUGACAAUAUUUCAGUACAAUAUUUCUGUAAAUAAAUACAGCAACACUAUGUUAUUGCUACAUUCUUGUAUUGUAAACAAAUGAGCGACCAAUUCAUUUUGAAUGGGAGAGCCAAAAAUAUUUGGCCUUUAAAGCAGUAGUUUAUCGAUUGAGUGCUUUUGUUACACAAUUGUUUUUGCCAUUAAAAUAUUUGGACUUUAAAAGUGCAACAGCUAAGGACAAAAAUU
Messenger RNA from Corythoichthys intestinalis (scribbled pipefish), 7869 nucleotides. It is a transcript of the gene mios, whose product is annotated as missing oocyte, meiosis regulator, homolog (Drosophila). Gene Ontology annotation, cellular component: cytoplasm. The record is from RefSeq and is a predicted model, not a curated record. Gene Ontology annotation, biological process: cellular response to amino acid starvation; positive regulation of TORC1 signaling. Gene Ontology annotation, molecular function: protein binding. Bases 285 to 2921 code for a protein of 878 amino acids. The transcript has 12 exons. NCBI's taxonomy places the organism in Eukaryota, Metazoa, Chordata, Actinopteri, Syngnathiformes, Syngnathidae.